AUGACUCGCUAUUUCUGCUGUGGAAACUACUUCCCAGGUUACCCUUGCUAUGGAACCAACUUCCACGGGACCUACAGAGCCACUCCCCUGAACUGUGUUGUGCCUCUGGGUUCUCCCCUGAACCAUGGCUGUGGAACCAUCUACAGCUCCCGCAACUUCUGUUAUGGCGGCAUUAGUAACUACCAAAAUCCAGGCUGUUGCUAUGGCAGCAGCCUCUACAGGCCAUGGGGCUCUGGCUCUGGCUUCGGCUACAGCACCUACUGAUGGACCAAUGGCUCUGAAGACUACAGGACCCUCAACCAGUUAUCUUCACAAGGAACAACCUGAAAACACAAUGUCUGUCGUCCAGCCUCCCAGGUGCUUGGAAGAUACAGACAACUUACAAUGAUAUGGCUCUUCAGUGAUGCUGAACAUGAUGGCAGUGCCACACUGAAACUCAUCUACAGCUAAGGAAAGCAAGACACAGCUUUUUACAAAAGACUGAAAUCUAGCCGUGCAGGAG
This is a messenger RNA of Peromyscus maniculatus bairdii (prairie deer mouse), 502 nucleotides long. RefSeq names its product keratin associated protein 7-1 (gene Krtap7-1). The record is from RefSeq and is a predicted model, not a curated record. NCBI's taxonomy places the organism in Eukaryota, Metazoa, Chordata, Mammalia, Rodentia, Cricetidae.